CAAGAUAUUAUAUGUUUUGUGUUAAAAUUAUUAUUUUCUUUUACAAACAUACAGCAUGUUGUAUGAGGCAUUUAUGGCGGGUACCUGGGCAUCGAUUGGAAGUACCUUAGGAAAAUUAACAGGCACACCAAGUAUAGUUGGUGACGGCUACGUGAUAUGGGCACUACUCUUAAUCCUGAUGGUAUCAGUCAACACGUGGGGCUGCCGGUACUACCUGCGCUCUCUCGACGCCGCCGACAACUCCGCAGCACCUACAGUCAUCUCCGCCGCGUCCAGCUACGUGCUAUCGGGUUUUAUCGGGAUAUGUUUCUUCGGAGAGCUAUCUUCUGUACGAUGGUGGGCAGGCGCCCUUCUCAUCGUGAUAGGACUUGCGUUGGUCGCCCGCUCUACGCCGGAGGAUACGAUAGAGAAGAAAGACGAAUAACAAUA
Cydia amplana is the source of this 429-nucleotide messenger RNA. RefSeq lists its product as uncharacterized. The coding region runs from base 56 to 424 and encodes 122 amino acids. The record is from RefSeq and is a predicted model, not a curated record. Lineage: Eukaryota; Metazoa; Arthropoda; Insecta; Lepidoptera; Tortricidae. The transcript is spliced from 3 exons.